GCGGGCACGGCUCCCGGGACAUGAGCAAAUACGACAGCACACUGUUGACCCCAGCCACUUGCGUGGCGAGCGAUGACGACAUGACGAUGUCGCAGGCGGGGGGGAGGCAUCGGGGGAGAUGGAGCGGCCGGUUUGGGAAGCGCUCCUCCCACAAAGACCUGCUGUUGACAUCGAAAACUCCGCCUCCGGCGACAACAAGCAGCAUCACCUCGGAUCCCGCCGCUGACAUCGACAAGAGGAGGGCGAAGACGUCGAACAUCAUCAAGCGUGCGGUACACAAGAUAAACAAGAAGAGGAGGCGGUCCUUGCCUCCCUCUCAGUCACGGUCUUCUUCUUCGCGUGGUGCUGCUGUUAGCGAGGAACCUCCGAAGAUCGACGAGCUCGGGAUCGAUCCGCGGCUGCUAGAGAAGUGGAAGGCCCGGAAAGAGCUCAAGAAGCAAGGGGCGGUGGCGGGGGGAAGGCCGGUGUCGGCAUCCAGAGGGACGGCGACGCUAGUCAUGGUGGGGCUGUCAUCUGGGUCGCUGGUGUGGACAAAGGAACGGAUACGGACGUGGAGCCAAGCUCACGGGGUUCUGCUGGCGUUGUGCGUUCUGAUUGCCGCGGUGGCUAUCGCUUGCACCCUCAUCUUGAGUCGAUGUUCUUGACAAGGCAGGGGUUCUUUCUGUAGGCUUCGGAUGGGGCCAUGAUUGACAUCUUCACUUUCAAGAGCAAGACCCCUUCUAUGGAUGGGACGAUAUGGUUUCACGAAAGAUACGCGAUGCUUAGGAGGUGUGCUGUGCGGUACAUGCUGUAUUUGUCCUCGCGCAGAACCUGUUGGACUGUCUGUCGUGCGUGCGUGAUUUCUCCAUGUAUGUACCAAUACAACGUUAGGGUGACAUUUCGUUAUUGAUUUUAUGUUAGGAGUGUUUUUGUGAAAAUGAACCAAGUCCCUGCCGAUGCGAUCAAUCUCACGGGCGCUCUAUCUACCUACUUCGUACCUCAGCAUUUGUGUUGUACUUGUAUUCUGCGGGAAGUACCGGGGCGGAUUCGUUAGCGUGAUAACCUAUACGUGGGCCCUUCCACAAGAUGCAGUUAUGUUUUGCUUGUUGUGCCUUGAUUAUAAACCUGUGCUGUCACUGCUGCUAUCUCCAUCCAAGCACUUUUGCAUUCGUAUCAUCUGAAAUUGUGAUCGUUUGAGAACUUUGUUUGCAUAUUUUUUCCUUCGUGAACGCUACCAUAUCAUCGUGGGCUGUCUUCGUUCACUUUUUUGUGUUGAGAUUUCCUGCCCUGUCUCUACCGCUUCCACGUCAUCUGUUUUUUUUUCCCUUCCAAGGAGCGUACUUCCAGAGCCAUGUGUCACUGAUGUUGUGAUGCGGGCGUUUCAUUCUCGCUCGACAUUUUCCCGGAGACCUUACGUGUUGAAGUUCAUUAGGAAUGAGUAGCAGACGUCGUCCCGGUAACGGAGUUUGUGGCUUGCGCUGGAGGCAUGCUUGGGCUGGGUGCAUCUGACCACCGCAAGUUUGGUCAGCCACCCUGGGCGAGGAUAAAGCAAGUUGUAAAUACGGGGUGUAUGAGAGUUCCUGUUUUGUCUGUGAGACGCUGCAACGUGGUCUCAAACGAUCAACCGAUGUGUAUCGAGACCGCUACGCAUGAAUUUUUCCAAAAGGGUCGAAUGAUGACAUUCGUUUGGUUUCAUUAUCGGAACGACUUGACUUCAAUGUAUGAUGAAUGGACGAAGCUCUUGCUUGGCUCGUCGGCGAAGCAUCUUAUCCUUUGUCUUUUGUUGGUCCGGCCUGUGGAAUUUUCCUCAGAAUUUCCUGGAGAACAGGGCAUUGUGUUGGUCGGCAUGUGGUUUCCCCGAAGUUUGGCUUUGCUACGGUUGAAAGCCUCAGCGGGGUAAUAACGGGAGUUAAAGGAAAGGUGAUGGGAAUCUACAUCAGAAACGGCGUAUGAUUGAAAGCUUGCAUCACUAUAGAUUGAAGGAAAUGCCGGUCUGCCUAAGAGAAAGACGGAGAGAAGCCGUUAUACCUAGUUGUGUCGCAGCGUGGCAGCCCUUACGUACAUUGGGUUCACUCGCACAUGACGGAGAGAAGGCUCUCUGAACAUGACGGCGUUUGAGCGUGUCGUGCAUGAAGCAAUCGACAAACACCUGACUGAC
This is a messenger RNA of Ectocarpus siliculosus, 2137 nucleotides long. Lineage: Eukaryota; Phaeophyceae; Ectocarpales; Ectocarpaceae. The record is from the annotation of a GenBank genome assembly.